Molecule: messenger RNA, 873 nt
Organism: Meloidogyne enterolobii
Lineage: Eukaryota; Metazoa; Nematoda; Chromadorea; Rhabditida; Meloidogynidae
Source: the annotation of a GenBank genome assembly
AUGGAUCUAAACUGCUCUCUACUUUUUAAGCCUUCAAAUCCUCCAAUUGUUGACACAACAAUCAAAGAUCAAAAACUGAUAAGCUCAAUUUUACCAAUAAUUGAAGCCAAAAAACGUAUUAUGCAUGCAUUUAAUGAUUUAGAUGAUAUAUUCCUUAAAGGCCCGAUUUUGUUUGAAGAAAUAAUUUUAUCUAAUUUUAAUAUUUUUCGUUUAGUUGAUAAUUUUUCGCCAAAUCCAAUCCCAAUACCUUUUAAUGAAUUAAAAAGUUGGGAAUCUUCAAUACAAAAUGAAGGAAUAUUUAAUAGUAGAUGUCAAAAAGCUAUUCUUGUUGACAGACUUUUGCUGGUUGGUAUAGCUAAAUCUAUGCCUGUUUUUGAAAAAUUGACUUUAUCUGAUCAGAUUGCACUUCUAAGGCAUAUUUCUUAUGUGUUUAUAUCAUUUACUGGCUCUUACCUAGCUUCAGAAUUAGGCUCUGAAACAUGGACACGUAAAGAUAAUGUUAUGCCAGCUCUCGGUGUUAUAAAGAAUGAUGUAUUUCUACAUGAUCAUCGAAUGAUUAAAUGGUCAGAUUAUGUAUAUACAAAAUCUGUUGCUCACUUCAAAAGUUUAGUGUUAACAAAAAUUGAAUAUGCUUUAUUGUUAGCUAUUAUUCUUACGAAAGCGGGUAAAAAUUUAUUUGUAGAGGCGAACUCAAAAUUGACUUGCCCGGUUAUAGUUCAAAUCAGGGCUCGAUCUCUGUCCCGAGGAAGGGAAUUACCCGGGGAACGGAGGGAGGUCUCCACCCCCCCCUUCCAGAACCACCGUUCUCCGUCUCGGAUGUUCGAAUUCAUUCGCAACCCCCAUUCCCCAAACCCGAAUUUCACGUACGAUUAG